UCUGGAAAGGUCAUAUUUGUCGACGAAUGCCGUAAUAGGACUCCAGCCUCGCACCCAUCCAGCAGAGCGAAGUCACGUGGGUCGCAGUUACGUCAUUCCCAUCAUGCCUCAGGGGAAUCUGCCAAUGAUAAUGGGAACGUACCAAACAGCAGACCCGAUUCCCAAAGUGUGGAGUUACCUCCCGUGAAACGACCAGGAUAUCACACGCCACGACACACUCCUAGAUACACCCCUAGAUACACCCCUCAUGGCAGGCGGCAGCUGGGACCAGACAAGGCGGCAGCACUGAGAUAUGGCCUGCAACAAGACAGAGGGUACCUCAUGCAUCUUCUUAGGGGCCCAUGGCCGACCAGAGAAGCCUGGAAUGACCAACCAAUGGACGGGACCGACAGACCGUGGACAAUUCAGCGCGGUGCGCACGGCAACAACACCCGUGAUACCAGCGACAUUGACUACACCACGACAUCUGGCGACAUGGGCUACCUCGACAUUGAUGAUGCGAGGCUCAGACGUUUGCUGGAAGAGCUGUAUGGAGACAAGAAGUACAUGGAUGCUCUUCUUGCUGCCGGAGAGACGUCUUCCAAAGAAGAAGUUAAGGCCCUUGCGGAACAUGGACGGAACUACUUGCUGCAGAUGGCGCUGUACUGGGAGGAGAAAGGUCCUCUUCCUCCGCGUCCUUCUGUCACGGCCCUCGGCUUCAGGAUGGAGAGAGCUAAGACAGCUUCCCCGCAAGAGAACAAAACACCGACUCUUCAGAGAAAUAAAACGAUGGAUUGAGAGCAUUAUGCACUAACCUUCACCGAAACUGAUGUUGAAUCUGUGAAGCGUAACAUCCUUCUACUUGUAUAAUGUAAA
Haliotis rubra (blacklip abalone) is the source of this 855-nucleotide messenger RNA. RefSeq lists its product as uncharacterized. The transcript has 4 exons. The annotation marks the transcript as partial. The record is from RefSeq and is a predicted model, not a curated record. NCBI's taxonomy places the organism in Eukaryota, Metazoa, Mollusca, Gastropoda, Lepetellida, Haliotidae.